Messenger RNA from Neolamprologus brichardi, 1361 nucleotides. Lineage: Eukaryota; Metazoa; Chordata; Actinopteri; Cichliformes; Cichlidae. The record is from RefSeq and is a predicted model, not a curated record.
AUGUCCUCCUCUAACCAGUAUCACCCUGAAUCUGAAACCCUAAAACAGAAUGGCUCUGUGUCCAAAGAACCAAAGCCUGAUGUUCAGCCCCUACCAAAUCUACGGGCAUCUCAACCACGUCAGUGCAAACCCAAGCAGUCACAGGUGCCCCAGCAACUAAAAGCUUCGUGCCUACCCAAGAAGCAGCCUUCAUGCCGACCCUGUCCACCCCAGGGGCCUAGCUGCCGGCCCUGCCCGCACAAGGAGCAGUCUGCCUGCCGGCCUUGCCCAACCCUGAGCUGCCAGUGGCGGUGGGUGCUCUCCUCCUUCCAGGUGGAUGUUUGGUGUUCACAGACUCAGCAGAGGAUAGUGGGAUAUUACCAAGCCAACGCCUGCGUGUCUGAUAACAACCCGACACCGUGUGCGCUGAAGGUCGCCGAUAAGAUUGCAGAGCAGUUUGACAAUGCAGUUUUAUUAAUGCUCGAUGGCAGUAAGAUGUCUCCAGACUAUCGGGUUCCUCCCAUUGUGUUGUACGAGCGCAAAGACUCAAGAUGGAUACUCAAAGACAAACACACGAUAAUGCUGAGACAGUGGGAGGAGACUCGGGCCAUAGCGAGCCAGAUGAUGGAGUCAGGUGAUCAAACGCUUUUGGUGGAUUUUGACAGCCACCUGGAUGACAUCACAAAAGACUGGACCAAUCAGAAACUUAACACCAAGAUAGAGGAGCUCGCCUCGCCGGCCAACGGAAACAUCUAGACUGAAGAGUAGCAUCACUUUUUCUGCACAAAUGUGAUUUUUACAGAACAACGCACACUCGACACCGAGUUUAAGGAGACGUUUAUUUUUUUCCGAGUGAACAAGAACAUAUAUGCAUAAAUAACAAUAUUUACAUCUCACUAGUUUCCCGCCCAACCCCAGAGUGUGCCUUGUGGUCCAUCCCAAUACUCUGCUCAUUUAAAGGACACUUCCACCUUUAAGUCCUCCUCUAACACUACUACAACAUAUAGAUAUAUGUUCCCCCUCUUUCCCUUAGUUUAUGCAUUAGUAUGAUUCCAGCAAACUAAACAUGAAACAGGAUGGACAAAAGGACAAAAAUGCCUUACAAUACUAAAAUCCUGCAGUAAAUACCAAGCUAGAUGAAGCUCAAAAUAUUUGUUUUUCAUUAGGUUUGAUUUAAAAGGAACUCUCAAGUUUGUGUUUUUGACUUUGGGAAGACUUAAAGUAAUAUAUUAAAAAUAAAAUGGGGGGGAGGGGGGGGAUACAUCCACCCUUUAUUUAACACCGUACAGAUGUGUUUGUUAUGACUUCAAUGCCUCGUGCAGGCACUUAUACUGUAAAGAACGGGUUAAAUCGAGACGUGAACUUGAAUGAAAUUACAAUUA